Brassica napus (rape) is the source of this 894-nucleotide messenger RNA. RefSeq lists its product as uncharacterized. The transcript has 2 exons. Lineage: Eukaryota; Viridiplantae; Streptophyta; Magnoliopsida; Brassicales; Brassicaceae. Gene Ontology annotation, molecular function: DNA binding. The record is from RefSeq and is a predicted model, not a curated record. Bases 1 to 894 code for a protein of 297 amino acids.
AUGAACAAUCCAUCAACAGAUACACCUCCACCUCCACCUCUGAAACGAAACUCAAAUGAUGUAGGUUGGGAGUAUGGUCUGCUAUGUGAUCCACGAGUUCCAGAAAAAGUGAGAUGUAGAUUAUGUGGCAAAGAGUUUUCUGGUGGCGUCUACGGAAUGAAAGAGCACAUUGGUCACUUGAAUGGUAAUGUCUCAGCAUGUCCCAUGUCAUCAAAGGAAGAUCAAGAGAAAUGUAAGAAUUCAAUAAUGGAAGCAAAGGAGAAGAAAAAUAAGAAGAGGAAGCAUGAGGAAGCUAUAAGGGCAGAGGUUAACAUAAACAAGAAUAGCAAUGUUGAGGAACUAGAAAAAGAGCUUGGACCUCUUAAAGCUCCUCACUUCCAAGUUUGGGCCAGGGUGGAUACCUCCUACUCAGUAUCAGUUAAAGAACCAUUGCUGAAUGAAGAGAAACAGAGAACAAAAGAGAAGUUGAAGGCAUUAGAAGAAGAAUGGGACAGAGAAGGUUGCUCGGUGAUGACAAAUUCAUGGACUGAUAUGAAGAGAAGAAGCAUCAUGAAUUUGUGUGUUAACUCAAGAGGAGGGACUUGUUUUCUGUCGUCAAAGGAUGCUUCCAAAGAUUCUCACACGGGCGAGUAUAUCUUCAACUACAUUGACAAGUGUAUAGAAGAUUUAGAGGCUGAGAAGGUUGUGCAAGUGGUCACGGAUAAUGCAACCAACAAAGUAGCUGCUGCAAAUUUGCUUAAAGAGAAGAGGCCAAGAGUCUUUUGGACUGGAUGUGCUGCUCACACUAUGGAUUUGAUGCUUGAAGGGAUUUCUAAGUUGCACGGGUUUGCUAAAGUGAUUGAACAAGCAAAGGCUGUCACCAUAUUUGUUUAUGCUCAUCAUACAACAUUGUGA